Messenger RNA from Symbiodinium pilosum, 791 nucleotides. The record is from the annotation of a GenBank genome assembly. NCBI's taxonomy places the organism in Eukaryota, Dinophyceae, Suessiales, Symbiodiniaceae.
GCACCGGCAUGCUCACGGUGAUGGACCUGGACCGCCAGGCCGCCAUAGUUGCCACCCGCUUCAAGCGCUGGGCGAUGACGCACGGACCGGUAAGGCAGCUCUUCUUUGGUGCGGACAACGUCGUUGCGCAGCUUGGAAAGGUGGUGUCCUUCACCGAAUUCGUGGCGGUGUGCCGCAGGACCGGCUUAGAGGCUUCGGACGAGGAAUUCGUGGAGAUCUAUGGCAUUUGCGACCCGACUGAGUCGGGCGUGCGACCGCUGGAUCUCUUGUUCCUCGAGCCUGAUCCGCACAUAAAGGAGCAAGAGGAGCAGCGGCUGAAAAUUCUUCGCAUGGGCCAGCGGGAACAGAAGCAGCACCUGAUGGCAGACGUGUUCCGAGAGGAAAAGGCGCGGCAGGUCUCGGCAAAGCAUCGCCUAGCGCCAAGGCCAUGGCAGGCCAUCGACUUUGAGCACUUGCCAAAGAUCGUCUGCGAGCGGCAGCACGACUGGCAGAUUGCAGCUGAGAGGCGAGCGGAGGAGGCGCGGAUGGAUUUCAUGCAGUACCUCCGCAAAGCCUAUGGCAACGAGGUCAGAGCCUGGCGAAGGGCGCUGGACCCAAAAGCCACAUAUCGCCUUACACUGAAGGGCCUGCGGAAAUUCUUCCACGCUGAAGUGAACCUCCGUGUGGACCAAGGGGCUCUUUGGAAGGCCCUCGACCAGGACGGUGUGGGUCAUGUUGGCAUCGAGGAUCUGGCCCCUAGGCACAGCCACGUCUUGGCAAACUUUCGCCAGCACGGUGCUGAGCCUGCCUAG